This is a messenger RNA of Protopolystoma xenopodis, 468 nucleotides long. Lineage: Eukaryota; Metazoa; Platyhelminthes; Monogenea; Polystomatidea; Polystomatidae. The record is from the annotation of a GenBank genome assembly.
AUGCAGGAUGAAAGAAGCCCGACUUGCAUUCAUGGCAUUUGCAUUAGCCUCUACUUCAUUUAUUUUGGUAGAAUUUGUGGUAUCAGCAAGACUACGUGCUAUAGCAUUUUAUGUUCUUUCGUCCUCCAUUACCGUCUUUCUAUCAACAGCCUUGAGCGCCUUGUCAGCAAGGCGCGUGGUGUGUUAGACGUAUUCGAGCCACUGAUGGGUCGAAUCGAGAUCAAGGGCUUGAGCGGGCGAAUUGAACGUGUAUACUUCGAGAUAAAACAGCAGCACAUUGACCAGUGGGAAGCGCCACAGAUUAAAGAAUCGAAACGAACUUUCCUGCACGCCGCAGUAGGUGAAACAGAUGAUAAAGAGAAGCUGGAGAUCUUCGUCAACUUUUGUGAGGAUACCAUCUUCGAGAUGCAGCACGCCCAGGAGAUCAGCGGCGACGCAGAAACCCUUUCCAUCACCAGGGUGAGCUAA